This is a messenger RNA of Onychostoma macrolepis, 4533 nucleotides long. Its product is annotated as GTPase IMAP family member 9-like. The coding region runs from base 2734 to 3495 and encodes 253 amino acids. The transcript has 2 exons. The record is from RefSeq and is a predicted model, not a curated record. Gene Ontology annotation, molecular function: GTP binding. NCBI's taxonomy places the organism in Eukaryota, Metazoa, Chordata, Actinopteri, Cypriniformes, Cyprinidae.
CUGACAUCUUGGCAAAUUUAAAAGUGCUGACUAAUGCUAAACGUAAAUUCAGUAAGAUUGUUAUCCACGUCGGCACUAAUGAUGUUCAACUUCGCCAGUCAGAGAUCACUAAAAAUAAUGUUAAAGAGGUGUGUGAACUUGCAAGUACGAUGUCAGACACUGUAAUAUGCUCUGGUCCGCUCCCUGCUUACCGUGGUGAUGAGAUUCAUUGCAGACUGUCGUCACUCAAUGGCUGGAUGUCUAAGUGGUGCCCGCAAAAUAACAUAGGCUUUAUAGACAAUUGGAAGAAUUUUUGGGGCAGACCUGACCUGUUGAAAAUAGAUGGUGUUCAUCCCUCCUGGGGUGGUGCCGCUCUUCUCUCUAGAAAUAUGGCACAUAGUCUUAGAGUUCGUACUUGACUAACUGGAGCCCAGGUCAGGAAGCAGACAGACUGGCUAAACCGACCGUCUGCUAGCCGCCUCGCGUCACAGAAGUCAGUUAACUCUCAGCACAUAGAAACUUUUUCACCUAGAUAUCACGCUAUAGAGACUGUGUCUGUUCUCCAAACUAGAAAAUACAGAAAACAUCCAAACCAAAGUAAUAGUAACAAUUUAAUUGAUGUUCAACAAAUAAAAAAACGAUAUAAUACAGAUAAACACAUGAUAAAGCUUGGCUUAUUGAAUAUUAGAUCCCUUUCUUCAAAAGCACUUUUUGUAAAUGAUAUGUUCACUGACCAUAAACUAGAUGUGCUUUGUCUGACAGAAACCUGGCUAAAACCAGAUGAUUACAUUACUUUAAACGAGUCUACACCCCAAGAUUACGGUUACAAACAUGAUCCGCAUCCAAAAGGUAAAGGGGGAGGUGGUGCUACAGUUUAUAGCAAUAUUUUCAGUAUCUCUCAGAGGUCGGGUUUCAAGUAUAAUUCGUUUGAAGUAAUGGUGCUUCAUAUAACGUUAUCCAAAGAAACAAGUGUUAAUGAUAAAUCCCCUGUGAUGUUUGUACUGGCUACUGUAUACAGGCCACCAUGGCAUCAUACAUUAUUAAAGAAUUUUCUGCGCAGUGAAAGCACCCUUAUAGGAGAAGGGACAGAGCGGUGUGGAAUAAAGGUAAAUUAUGUGAAAAAUAAUGCGUUUAUUUAAAAACAAAGCAUUAACACAUGUUAGACUGCACCCCAUAAACACAAUCAAGCCUAGAAAAAAAAACGGUAAACCACCCCUUUAAUUUGUGUUCCGAAGAUGAACGAAGGUCUCAUGGGUUUGGAACAGCAUGAGGGUGAGUAAUUAAUGAUAGAAUUUUCUUUUUUGGGUGAACUAUCCAUUUAAAUAGUAAAAAUCAAGUUCAAUAAUUAAAAUGUCAUGUAAAUGCAGAAAAUAUUUAAACAGGAAACAACUAUUCAAUCCAUUAAAAAAAAAAAUCAUGUUACAGACAGCAUUAAAAAGGUCAGUCUUGUUAAAUGUAUAAUAAAAACUGGAUGACUGCAACUGAAAACCCAUGAAGACUGAAUUAUUAAAAAAUAACUAAUUCAUUUUUUAUUUUUAAUAUUAUUAUUUAUUUAAAUUUUUUAUUUUGGAGGGUAACAUUUAAAAAUGUGAUUCUAAAUAACAGUUGUAAAAAGAUAAAUAAAUAUAAACAUUUAUAACACAAAAGUGUUGUAACAGUGGUGGCUGCCCUAGUCUCUUUUAAAGAAAAUGUUCGGGCACCAGCCAAGAUGAAUCCUGACAAAAUUUAAAUUAACCCAAGAUAGCCAAAAAAAAAAAAAAAAAAUAGAAACUGUUAUAAUAUUAAGCACAAAAACAGUCCAAGGAAAUCUCUGUUCAAAAGGGAUGAUUUAUUGAAUAAUGUUCAUGAAAAAAAAAAACUUGUUUGAAAAUAGGGAACAAGCAAUAACAAUCAAAAUAAAACAGUUCAGCACUUUGGACUUUGGUUCAAUUCAUAUUUGAAAUCUGUUUAGUAAUUGCGUCACGCUAAUUCAAGUUUCAAAAACAGGCAGAUUCACAAUCGUUCAUAAAUUGUACAUUGAAAAAAAAAGGAUAAAAAAGAAACAUUGAAUAAACAUUUUGUUCAUUUCGUAAUUAAGAAACAACAUUUAAACAACAAUCUUAGAAAGCAAAAAUAACCAUUAAACAAUCAUGAAAAUACAAUAAGCACACGGAAUGUGUGGAUGUGAAUGUUAUGCUUGUGUGCAUAGUAGUGAGUGAAUGAGUUUGUGUAAUGACGGUGUAGAGGUACUUACCAAGUUUAAAGGCACAUUACUGAUUUCUGUUUACUGUUUUUAACCAACAGAGGUCUCCAUUGCCCCAGUUUAUUAUUAGGUUUCCUUUUUACCAGUGUAUCUGUUUAAAAUAAUGCAUUUUAGUUAAUUUUAUUCUUCAACCAGGCUAAAUCUGAUAUUGUGUAACAAAAUUAUGUAACUAAUAAUUCUCUUUUAAGUUGUUAAAUAGCACAAACACAUUUAUCAGCUUUACACUAGUUGAAUUGCUCUUACCAGCAAAAAUCCACAAACCAGAAACUUUUAUUGAUAAAGAUAAAUCAGUAUGAAAUAUCACAAUUAAAUAAAUUGAGAAAAGAACAUUUCAAAAAUAUGGAUGAAAAAAUAUCAAUAUGCAUCAGUGUUAUAGCAGAUUUGCAGCUUCAGUCAUGUGAUCACAUGUAAAAGGAGGUAUUCACUGAGAAAGAAAGAGAAAGAGAGAGCACUGAAAAUUAGCGGAGAGAUUCUAGAGCUGACUAUACAACAAUACAAGGCUUUGUGUAGAAAUGGCAACUAUUACAGGAAAUCUAAGGAUUGUGCUUUUGGGUAAAACUGGAUCAGGAAAGAGUGCAACAGGAAACACCAUCCUGGGCAAAAAAUUUUUUUUGGAGGACUUCAGUCCAGAAUCAGUUACUCAAGAAUGUGAGAUUAAAACCAUAAGAAGAGUUUCAAGGACCGUCGCCAUAAUUGACACUCCAGGACUGUUUGACACAUGGAUGGGUGAGAAGAAGGAUAUGGAAUCUGACAUGAUGAAAGAAGAAAAACUGAAAGCUGAAAUAGAGAAGUGUCUGGAGAUGUCUGCUCCUGGUCCUCACGUGUUCCUGCUGGUCAUCAGACUGGAUCAGAGGUACACCGAUGAAGAGAAGAACGCAGUAAAAUGGGUUCAGAAGAACUUUGGAGAAGAAGCCUCACAUUACGUAUUCGCUCUCUUCACUCAUGCUGAUUAUCUGAAGAAUAAAACACUGAAGGAUCAUAUAGAAGAGAAUGAAGAUCUGCGACAGUUUAUUAUCAGCUGUGCUGGCAAAUAUCAUUCAUUAGAAAAUGACAACAGAGCAAAUCAGUCUCAGGUCACAGAACUACUGGAAAAGAUAGAUAAAAUGGUGGAGAGGAAUGCAGGAAAGUACUACACUCGUUCAGUGUAUACACAUGUCCAGAGAAAAUUAACCUAUGAAAAAUUAACCAAUGGUUUAUGCAGUUACAUUGGAAUAUUAGCAUUAAUGGUAGCACUAGCAGCUCUAUUACUAGCAGCUAUGAUCAAAAUGGUUUAAAAAAGAGGUUGAAAAUUAUUAGAAGCCUGUCACUUUUAUUCAAAUAUGUACUUGUUUUUACCGAUGUGUCAAUUUGACAAAUAUUGAGCUUGCCAUAUACAAUCAGGAGUGUUUCAAAAGAAAAUGUCUUUUAAUAGCAUUGUUUGUUCACCCCAUCCUCACUGAAGGCAUUUAUCUACGUUAAAAAAAAAAACUAUCUUUGCUUUAUAACAAUUCUUCUGUAAAAUGUUAAAACAUUUAUUUACAAUAGAAAUAAUGAAACAAAAGUAAUUAAUUUGUGUUAAUUUCACAAUAACAUGCAAAAUGUAAACAGUUCUUAUAAUGCACAAAUAACUUGUUUAUAAAGUCUAAACAAAUGAACAUUUUAAAAAAGAUCUUGAACGUGUUGCUUCCGGUGAGAAGACGUACAAGAAGUUGAGCUUGUGAGGUGCAAACAAAAGCAUUCACUGCACUGAUUAUAUAUUGUUUUUACAAAGCAACACUGAUAUAUUAACUUUUUUUUGUGUGUGUAUUUAAAUUAAAAUGAUGUUCUGAUCUAUUAUUAUAUUAUCCUUUCUGUAGAUAUAUUAUUUAAGGUUUAAAGCGAUUUAAGCAUUAAAUUUCAUGUAUAUUGAUAGUGACAGCUGGUGGCCAAGGUUGGUACCGCAUGCUAAUGUUAGCUAGCUCUCAUUUUUUUUCACGUGUAAAAAGGAGGAAAAGUAAAAGUUUUAAAGACAAAUCAAAGUUUUUCAAGAGAGAGAGAGAGAGAAAAGUUAUUCGGACUAGCGCUCAGGAAGGAUCUUUUUUCUCUCCACGUUGAAUUUGUAUUUUAUUUUUUUCCCACAUUACAGUACAGGUUUUCUGUACAAUUCUGUUAAGCUUAUGAAUGCAAUGGCCAAUCAGAGGCAUUCAGAUUAGUCAUUCUAAAACGCUGAAGUUUUGCUCAGUGUGUUCUUGCUGACUGAAUUCUGUACUUUCACAAAUUCUCUGUUUAUUUGCUGUUUUAAUGGAAAUAAAAUAUAAUAAUGAAAUAAUUAGUAACUUACAAUGUUUUUUAUU